AUGCCCACAAUUGUAACGGAAACAGCAACCGAUAAAGUAAGCAAUUCAACACCAUGCCAUAAAGAACCAAAGAAAACAUCAAUGAAAACAACAACAAUUCUACCUUCUACAUCUACUAAUCAAGCUAGUACAUCUACACCAUCGCCAACAACCAGUACUUCACCAACAAUACCAACUAUUCCAAAUGUACGAACAACCCCUCCCAGCUAUAUUAUUAAUUCAAAUAAUAAUAUUAUUAAUAAAGUAGAAGAACCAAGAGGAGAAAAUAAACUAGGCAAAGACAAUCAAAAUUCAAAUAAUCAGCCAAAAAGUGAAGAGAAUGAGAACAACGAAGAGGAUAAAAAUAAUUAUAUGAGCAGCACAGAACCUUCAUUAACUGGAGAUAUUGACCUGGAUUUGAAUGUUAUCAUUCAGAGAAGGAAAAAUAAAAUGGCUGAUAAGGUAAUCAUUUAA
Meloidogyne enterolobii is the source of this 453-nucleotide messenger RNA. The record is from the annotation of a GenBank genome assembly. NCBI's taxonomy places the organism in Eukaryota, Metazoa, Nematoda, Chromadorea, Rhabditida, Meloidogynidae.